Silurus meridionalis is the source of this 3733-nucleotide messenger RNA. It is a transcript of the gene tmem168b, whose product is annotated as transmembrane protein 168b. The transcript has 4 exons. NCBI's taxonomy places the organism in Eukaryota, Metazoa, Chordata, Actinopteri, Siluriformes, Siluridae. The coding region runs from base 438 to 2537 and encodes 699 amino acids. The record is from RefSeq and is a predicted model, not a curated record.
CAAACGCUUUCCCCCCCCUAAUGGGGCUUCCGUAGGUCGUUACAAACCCGGAAAUAAUGGCGGACAUCCAGCAAACUUUUGCAAGUGCUUAGCUAGGUUGUUGAAAAAGUAUAUUAAAGUAAAGUGUUUCAUUGUUUUUUCAACAAACAAUUACAACAAUUGUAUUUUCACGUACAACUCUUUCUUAAAUAGUUAAAUUAAAUAGUUUUUCCACCGGUAGUCGUUAUGACCAGCAGCCUGACUAACGUUAGUUGAGUUUUGUUGUGUCGUUUAACGCACCUGGAAGUGGUCAUGAUCCAGCUGACUUGAGGAGUAACAACGAAAAGAAAGCGUUCAACACCUCAAAGAUCUGCGUGAGGAUGAAGCUCGGAAUGAAGGCACGCUGUCCCUGAAGUGUGGCUGAACCAGACCAAGGGUGAGCGUGUUGAGAUCCAGUGAUGUGCAGGUUUCUCCGCUACUGCAUCACCCAUUCGAUUUACGCAGCCAUGGGCAGACUGGAGGAGCUUCGGACCGGGGUGAGUGUGCGAGCGUCCAUUCGCUAUUUGGGCUAUUUGUCCACUCUUAGCCUCCUCGUGGCCGUAUGCCUGGGCCUGUAUGCGCGCUGGGAGAGCCAAGCACAACCCAUCCUCCUGGUCAUCUUCAUCCUCGCUCUUUUUAUCUUGGGCAUCUGCAGCAUCCUGUAUUAUUACUUCGGUAUAGAGAGGCUCAGUUUUGUCCUCUUCCACCUAUGGCUGGGUUUCCUGUUGGGUUUACUGGGUUUUCUUCAAACUCCCGCUGUCGGUGACUGGAAGGAGCAAUUGAGCAGGUACAUGCUGAUCGCCUGCGUGGUCAUAAGAACGCUGUGGGCUUUGGUGGAAAGACUCUGUGGAUGCACCAGGCAAAGGCCGGCACUUCUGACCUCUUCUGAGAUGCUGGAGCUGACAGGGUUCGCUGCGGCCAGCACCAUGCAGGUCGUCCAUGCCUCCAUGAGCCUCAUCGCCCUGGCGCUGGCUGUUGCCUGUCUGCUCGUGGAUCUGCGUAUGAAAUCCUUCCUGGCUCUUCCUAACCUUAUCUGCUUCGUUGUGGUCUCGGCGAUCUUCUUCUUCGACUCCCUCGAGGUUUCGGUGAACCCCUACGCCCUGGUGUGCUUCCUCAGCCGCCUCGUGUGUGAGCCGCUCCUGGAUACGUACUUCAGUGGCCUCUCGGUGACCGAGCGCUGGUCCCCGUUUCUGAGGAGAGGAACUCUGUGGAGGCGCCUCAGUCUCCUGCCUCUGCUUGCUGUCGAAACCUCGUUUCUGGUCCUGGCUGCUUUGAAGAUGGGGGAUCUGGACCGCUGGUAUGUUGUGAUUCCAGGCUUUUCUGCCUCCAGCGUUUUUUGGAUCCUUUGCCACGUGGUCUUUUUGGUGACCCUCUGGGGUUUUCAUAGCAAGCUGAGCGAAUGCCAAAGAGUGUGUGUGGCUCAGAGGGCCAGUCCUGGGGCUUUGGACAGGGUGAUGACCUCCAAAGGCAUGCGCCACUUCUGCCUCGUCUCAAAACGCUUGGUCCUCUUCAGCCUCGUGUCUACAGCUGUAUUAGGGGUUCUUUCAUGGCAGCCAUUCAACAGCCUGUUUAUUGGUGUGUUUCUGCUGGUCCUGCCUCUCGAGUCUCUGGCUUAUGGUCUUUUCUAUGAGCUGGGUAACUGCCUUGGAGGAACGUGUGUGGGUUAUGCAGUUGUCAUUCCUACCAACUACUGCAGUGUGGAUGGACAGCCCACCCCGCUGCCCCCAGACGAGGUGCAGGAGCUGAACCUGCGCACCAUGGGCAUGCUGAACAACGUGCAGCGCUUCUUCUCCCACCACAUGAUCAAGUCUCACGGUUGCGAUUACUCCAGCAGCGGCUUGACGCGGGACAUGUUGCACUCUAAGCUCCGCUCUUUCCUAGAGGAGCGUACGGUGGAUGGGCCACGCUACGACACCUACAUGUUGUUCUACAGCGGGCACACACACCGCACCGGAGAGUGGGCUCUCGUAGGUGGAGAAGUGCUACAUCUGUCUGAGAUAAUCCAGAUAUGGAGGGAGAAGAACGAUGGUUACAGCUCUCGUCUCAUCGUUUUACUUGACACUGAGAAUUCGCUCCCAUGGGUGAAGGAAGCACGCAAAGUGGAAGAGGUUUACGUAGCGGUACAGGGGGCUACGCUGGUGACCUCGAUGGACAUCGAGCUCCAGAACCUGCCUCAGAUCGGAGAUUUCACCGCAGAAUGGGUGGAGUUUAACUGCAACCCUGAUGCGGGUUUGCGCUGGUCUGAGCCCGGGCGAAUCGUCCUGGCCGCCUACGGUGUCUCCAGUCGCUGGGGGGAUUACAAGCUGCACCUUCCUACAGGAAGUGACGUCGCUAAGCACUGGAGGUUGUAUUUUCCGCGCUGGACGUAUCCAGUGGUGCAGCUGGCACACUGGAGCGUUUCUCUGAACCUCUUCUGGAUCUGCAGUGUGUGUCUGCGCUUUCUCCACAGACUCAAACUGACCUGGUUUCCUCCUGCAGUGCUGGACACCGGCCAGGGCUUCAAACUGGUGCGCUCUUAGAACCAGACCGAGUGUGUGCAGAUCUCAGAGAGACCAUUAGCAUUUAUUAGCACUUAUGAAGUUGAUCUGAUGCUCGCUAGCAUUAACGACUUAGACCACCAGGGUUUGCUUGAUCUCUGGAAAGUCUGAGUAUGUGUGGGGGAUAGUGAUUUAUCGAGUGGUUUUUAUGAUGAUAGAGCUGAGCAAGCAUCUAAUCUGAUACAUUUCCACAUGCACAGAGGAAAUCGUAUGCUUUAAAGCAAAAAAACAACAAGCACUGCAAUGCAAGAGACACUAACAGGCCACCGUAGGCCACACUCCCAGCGCUUCUUCAACUAAUGAUCCUGUUACUGAUAUUUUGGCUAAUCCUGAUGUUUCCUUUGACCCAUUAUAACCAUUUGAUGCACACCCUCAGGGAUAGGGAUUAGCCCUUGAAGGUAAACUCGGAGUGCUUGUUAACGCAAGGUUAGCACGUUUCCUAGCCUUUCAUCAUCACUACUAUGUUGUAACACACCAUCAUGUUAGUUUUUGCCAAAAAGCUGUUCACACUGCCUGUUUUUUGCUAAUCAGACUACAAUAGCUUGACAACAUUCAAUUUAGGCUACAGGUCACUGGGGUCUGAUCAGUUUUCUAAAGUUAUAUUUAUGUUCAAAUUGUUUGAUUAAAAACCAUUUCUUUGUCAAUUUUGUUAUUUAUUUUUUACCUCAUAGCAAAAUUGAGCUUUAAAAGUAAUUUUUUUAACUCUUCGUCUGCAGUGAUGUAUAAUCAGGAAUAUCGGUCCACACAGACGAUCUGAAAGUUAUGUAAUGACCUAACAUUUCAAGCCAAGGUUCUGACCAAGACUUCCGAGUCUCCAGUUAAUGGGUCAGUCAGAAAGUUGUUUCAUUUUUUUUUCUUUUUCUAUAAAUGGUUUUCUAUUUUGUCUUUUCUUUUUGUUGCUGUUUGUUUUUUUUAUAUACAAGUGCCUUAUUAUGGCUGAGACUUUACUAAGAGGCCAGUCAUUAUCUGAAAGUGACCUAUUUAUAGAGUUGAUAUAAAACCAUCAGAUUACCUCAGAGAUGUGUGAGGCUAACUUGAACAUAACGUGGGAAAAAUUUCUUAAAUGCAGCAGGGUGAUUUUGAAUGGGUCAAACAUUGUUUAUUGAUGUGCAUGGAAUGAUAUCAGCUUUAAUAAGACUUUUUUUAACAGCAAUAAACACACACUUCCUUCACCGGAA